AUGGAAAGGUCAGCAGGGGUCCCUUUCCACUACGACAUGUACACUAUGCCAUUUCAUCCUGCCCACUCUCUACACCCACAACGAAUGCCCCAUAUUGCUGAAAAAUCCAUCCACAACACAAUUUCCCAGGUGGGUAAGCACUACCCUCACAAUGAACAUGGAGGCUUGGAUACCCAGCGCCUAAUGCACACACAUGUCAGUGAGAAGUCUAUGCAUGGGGACAUGAGUGGUGGAAGAGCCCAGUACUCACACACAGCACCUCAUAGUUCACAUGGGCAUCCACGCAUGGUUCCAAUCUCAGAGAAAUCGGUCCAUCACCACCAUCAUCACAACAGUGGCGGGGGUGGUGGUGGUGGAGGUGGUGGUGGUGGAGGAGGAGGAGGAGGUUCCAGCACCAACAGCACUAGUGAUAUGUCUACAAAACACCUCCAUCAUAGGCAUGGUUCAUCAUCACAUUCUCAUGGCACGUCACCCCACACUCAUGUCUCGCACCGGAUGUCACAUGCAGCAGAAAAGUUGAUGAUGAACUCUACUCCCCCACCCAGUAGUGGAGGGGGAGGAGGAGCUAGCAGUUCUGGUAAACAUUAUUCUCAUGAACAUACCGUUCAGAUUGCUCAGCGUAUGUCUCAUCUUAGUAGCACUAGUAGUAGUAAUAGUAGUAGUAGUACUGGCAGUGAGAAGGCACCCCAACAUCAUAAUUCCUCUAUGCAAGCAAAACCAUAUACUCAUGCAAGCUGCCAAGAGACACCAACACAUCAUCGAAUGUCACAUGUCCCAGAUAAACCAUUGCAGCAUGAUGGCAGUGGCUUCCCAUCAAAACAGAUUUCAUCUUCACAUCCCCACCAACAGGGUUUGGACAAAGAACGAAUGACUCCUAACAGUCAUAAUAAUAACAGUAACCAGAGCAGCAUGUCCACAAACCAGUUCUCACCCCCUCCUCAGCAAACAAUAGAAUCCCCACCUCGUAUACCCUACCUCGGUCAGAAUGUAUUCCCAAGCAACAUGUACUCCAGCAAUCAGUAUUCGCAACCAUGUUACACGAAUACUUCCUCAGGGCCAGAUCGGACUCCAAUGAACAUGGACAGUGGUCCCUCUCCUGAAGAUGUGUCCCAAAAGAGCCUCCCUUCUAUUGAGAAACCAUUCCAGGAAGACAUGAGCCCCAAGACAUAUGACAAUGUGAACAAGCCACAAAAACAGUCAACCGCUAUUGCGCCACUGAAGCAGUUGUACUGUGAUUACUGUGGCAAAAAGUUUGCACAGGAGUACCUGAUGCACAUGCACAGGCGGAAGCACACUGGGGAGAAGCCCUUCCAGUGCGAGUUUUGUCAUAAGUUUUUUUCACGCCGUGAUGUCCUGAAGCGUCAUCGGAAAGCACACAUUGACAAGAAUGAAUUCAUGGAGCAGAGUUUGGGACAGAACAUGAGUGACAAUGUCACCUUGCACCCAGCUGUCAUGCCACCUGAAAUGCACCCUGAUUCGUCUUCAUACCUAAACUCUUCACCACCGCCCAUGACCUCACCACCGCCCAUGACCUCACCACCGCCCAUGACCUCACCACCACCCAUGACCUCACCACCACCCAUGUCCUCACCACCAAUCUCAUCCACACCAAUCUCAUCCCCCCCUAUGCCCUCACCUACACCUCCAAUGCAGCCACAACACCAACAUCUCCAGACCCCACUUCAGCAGAAAAAUCUAGUUAUCGUUUCUAGGAAUCUCUCUUUUUUUUGCUCUUUCCCCAAUUCAUACUUUCCUUUUGUCUUGCUUUCUCACUCUUGUGUCAUCCUCUCUUUUGCCUUUUCUUCUAUUCUUUCUCUCUUCUGUGUCCCUCCCUCUUUACUCAACUCAUUCUUUCUCUUCACACAGUUCUUUCUUUCUUUCUCAUUGUUUCUCUCUUUCGCUUAUUACAUUAACUCUUUCCCUCUUUUACUUCCAAUUUUCUCUCUCAUUUCUUUCUCAUGUCUUUGUCUCUCUAUGAUUCUUUUGUUAUAUGUUCAUUCUUUUCUCUCUCUCUCUCUCUCACUCUCUCUCCUUAAUUCUUUUUAUUUUUCACUCUCUCUUUCUUUUUUUGUCUUUUCUUUCUUCUUUUUUUAUUCUCCAUCUCUCUGCCUCUUCUUUUUACCAUUUUCUCUAUUUCCCCUGUUCUCUCUCACUCUUUCUCCCUCUUGUUUCUUCUUUUUUUUUUUUUUUUACUCCUACAAUUUAAAUGCUUCUCCCACCAUCUCUUUCUGUUUUGUGUUUCUUUCUUUAUUCUCCCAACACCACUUUUUAUAA
Messenger RNA from Acanthosepion pharaonis, 2274 nucleotides. The record is from the annotation of a GenBank genome assembly. Lineage: Eukaryota; Metazoa; Mollusca; Cephalopoda; Sepiida; Sepiidae.